AUGUCGGUCAAACGCACACCGCCGAAAAGUAGUUCUAAACUACUUACUUCGCCUGUUCAUUACGGAUCGGACUCGGCGAUUUAUUCACUCGAAAAUCAGGAAUGUGCUGACCUAAAUAUUGCAAAGAGAAGUAAACGCCGACGGAACGACCCAUCUAGCGCCGCCGACAUCACACUAUCUGAUCUUAUGGCAAGGAUGGACGAGAUAAAGAAACAGCAGGACGCUAGGUUCGCCUCACUGGAAUCAUCUAUAAUCCAAUCCCUAUCAGUUCAAAAUGAGGAAAUGAAGGAGUCAAUAAUGUACCUUUCGUCUAAAUACGAUGAUGUUCUUAGUAACCUAAAAGCGCUUCAACAAGAAAAUAAUUAUUUUAAAACACAAAUUAAAACCCUUGAGGCAAAACUGGAGCAAUUCGCAAUAAACGCUCGAUCAUCCACUAUAGAACUUAGAAAUGUCCCUACAUCAGAACCCGAGACUAAGGAACAGUUAGUUGAAGUCGCAAAGAAAAUCGGCACGCUUAUCCAGGCCCCAGUUGAAGACUCGGAUAUACGAGAUGUAAUUCGGAUGAAACUCAAAAAUCAGGAACCCGGUCCGGUGUUGGUGGAAUUCACCUCGACUAUAAAGCGCGAGAGAUUCUUAAAGGCCACAAGAAACUAUAAUAAAAAUAACACCGGUCAACGUCUGAGUACGUCUAGUCUCUGUAUAAAUGGACCGACCAAACAUAUAUUUGUAUCUGAAUCCCUUACUGCGCCAGCGCGACGACUACAUUAUCUGGCUAGAAUGUUUGCUAAGGACUACAACUACGAACACUGCUGGACAUCCUUUGGCAAAGUGUAUCUGAAACGUAGGUCGAAUGAGACCCGCCUUCGCAUAAGCUGCGAAGAAGACAUCGAAAAGCUGAAGAAAACCAAGUGA
Messenger RNA from Arctia plantaginis, 912 nucleotides. Lineage: Eukaryota; Metazoa; Arthropoda; Insecta; Lepidoptera; Erebidae. The record is from the annotation of a GenBank genome assembly.